GAAAGGAAGGACAAGUCCCCGAGAGCCGCGGCGCCGCGAGCCCCUCACCAUGUGUCUGUAAAAAACAAUAGGGCAAAAGUUGUCGGACCUUCUUUUUUCUUUUUCUUUCCUUGUUUUUUAUUUUUUAUUUUUUAUAUGUAUUUUUUAAUUUAUAAAUUUUUUUUUUGGCCCCCCAAAUCCCAACAAAGCCAGGUGUAGGGUGCCUGUAAAAGCUGUGGAAUAAGCCGGAGCGGGACUGACACUUUCCCUACUUUUUGGUGGUUUCGGAGGGUCACACACGUGUGAGACAAUAAAGCACUUUGGCAGAAGAUUCCUCUCUUUUUAUUUUGAUUCUUUUGAUUCCUUUUCUUUUUUUCCUUUUUUUCCCCCCCCUUGGAAUAUUGUGAACAUAUUUGUGGCCAUUUAAGGUUUGUGUGAUUUUGCUAAAAUGCAUCACCAACAGCGAAUGGCUGCCUUAGGGACGGACAAAGAACUGAGUGAUUUACUGGAUUUCAGUGCGAUGUUUUCACCUCCCGUGAGCAGUGGGAAAAAUGGACCAACUUCCUUGGCAAGUGGACAUUUCACUGGCUCAAAUGUAGAAGACAGAACCAGCUCAGGGUCCUGGGGGAAUGCAGGCCAUCCGAGUCCAUCCCGGAACUAUGGAGAUGGGACUCACUACGAUCACAUGGCCAGCAGAGACCUCGGCUCCCACGACAAUCUCUCUCCUCCCUUUGUCAAUUCCAGGAUACAAAGUAAAACAGAACGAGGUUCCUACUCAUCAUACGGACGAGAUUCCAACUUACAGGGCUGCCACCAGCAAAGUCUCCUGGGAGGGGACAUGGACAUCGGCACCCCCGGAGCGCUGUCCCCGUCCAAGCCCGGCUCCCAGUACUACCAGUAUCCCAGCAAUAAUCCGCGCCGGAGGCCUCUGCACAGCUCCUCCAUGGAAGUUCAGACAAAGAAAGUUCGGAAAGUUCCUCCGGGUUUGCCGUCCUCAGUUUAUGCUCCCUCAGCCAGUACUGCCGACUACAACAGGGAUUCUCCGGGUUAUCCCUCCUCCAAACCAGCAGCCAGCACUUUUCCCAGCUCCUUCUUCAUGCAAGAUGGCCACCACAGCAGCGACCCCUGGAGCUCCUCCAGCGGGAUGAACCAGCCUGGCUACGGGGGAAUGCUGGGCAACUCUUCCCACAUUCCCCAGUCCAGCAGCUACUGCAGCCUCCACCCGCACGACCGCUUGAGCUACCCAUCCCACUCCUCAGCCGACAUCAACUCCAGUCUUCCUCCGAUGUCCACGUUCCACCGGAGCGGGACCAACCAUUACAGCGCCUCGUCCUGCACCCCCCCGGCCAACGGCACCGACUCCAUCCUGGCCAACAGAGGAAGUGGGGCAGCGGGAAGUUCGCAGACUGGUGAUGCCCUGGGGAAAGCACUCGCCUCUAUCUAUUCUCCAGAUCACACCAACAACAGCUUUUCAUCAAAUCCUUCAACUCCUGUUGGUUCUCCCCCUUCUCUCUCAGCAGGAACAGCUGUUUGGUCUAGGAAUGGAGGUCAAGCGGCAUCAUCUCCCAAUUAUGAAGGUCCCUUACACUCCCUGCAGAGCCGGAUCGAGGACCGGCUGGAGCGGCUGGACGACGCCAUCCACGUGCUGCGGAACCACGCGGUGGGAGCGGCGCCCAUGGCCGGGGCCCACGGGGACAUGCACGGGCUGCUGGGCGCCCACAACGGUGCCAUGGCCGGGCUGGGCGCCGGCUACGGCACCGGGCUGCUCUCGGCAAACCGCCACUCCAUCAUGGUGGGAGCGCACCGGGAGGACGGGGUGAGCCUCCGCGGGAGCCACUCGCUCGUGCCCAACCAGGUGCCCGUCCCGCAGCUUCCCGUCCAGUCAGCCACGUCCCCGGACCUGAACCCGCCCCAGGAUCCUUACAGGGGAAUCCCGACAGGACUGCAAGGCCAGAGCGUCUCGUCGGGCAGCUCCGAGAUCAAAUCCGACGAUGAGGGCGACGAGAACCUCCAGGACGCCAAGUCUUCGGAGGACAAGAAACUGGAGGAUGACAAGAAGGAUAUCAAAUCCAUUACUAGGUCAAGAUCUAGCAAUAAUGACGACGAGGACCUGACCCCGGAGCAGAAGGCGGAGCGGGAGAAGGAGCGGCGCAUGGCCAACAACGCACGGGAGCGGCUGCGCGUGCGUGACAUCAACGAGGCCUUCAAGGAGCUGGGCCGCAUGGUGCAGCUCCACCUCAAGAGUGACAAGCCCCAGACCAAGCUCCUCAUCCUCCACCAGGCCGUGGCCGUCAUCCUCAGCCUGGAGCAGCAGGUCCGAGAACGGAAUCUGAAUCCAAAGGCUGCGUGCCUGAAAAGAAGGGAAGAAGAGAAGGUCUCCUCGGAUCCGCCCCCGCUGUCCCUGGCAGGACCCCACCCUGGGAUGGGAGAUGCCUCCAAUCACAUGGGACAGAUGUAAAAAGGUCCAAGUCGCCGUGUUCCUGCCCGGAAAAGCGAGAGACCACUUCCUUAUCCGCUGUAUUCUCUUAAAUCCCACAGAAACACUUCUCCUUGCGAAACCCCUUUGUUUUGUAAGAUAAGACAAGUCUGAGCAGUUCUGAAUCCCAGACGCAAGAGAUUCCAGCAUUCCCGAGGGAAAAAAAAACCACAAAAAACCCACGGAACCCAACGAGAAAAAAAUGAAACAAAAAAGUGCAACUUUUGGAGGGAUGACUCUCUUUGAACAUAUCAAGCAGAAUGUCCAACUUGGAAUUCCGAGACUGAAUGGCAAUCUUUUUCCACACUGUGGGACAAUGCAUUUGUGCCUAAAAUUCCUUGGUUUUUUUUGGGUUUUUUUGGGUUUGAGGUUUUUUUUUUCGGUUUUGUUUUUGGGGUUUUUUUUUUUUUUUUGGUGGUUUUUCGGUGGUGGUUGUUUUUUUCUUUUUGGUUUUUUUUUUUUUGGUUUUUUUUUGGACAAAAAAAACAAAAAAGGGAAAAAAAAACCAUAAAAAAAAAAAGAAAAAAAAACCAAACAAAACAAAGAAUUUGUAAAAGCCUGAGGAUUUAAAAAAAAAUAUUUAAUUUAAAAACAAACAAACAAAAAAAAAAGGUAAACUUGCAAUAAUGAUAAAAAGUGUACUUCUGAAGAGGGGAAAAACGAGACAAAAAAUGAGGGAAAACGACGGAAAAUGAGUUUUUUUUGUUUUGGGGGUUGGUGUUUCUGCUCUUUAUCUGCCGGAAUGAGAUAUUUCCAAAAUAUUCCUGAAACCAGCAAAAACGUCCCAACGAAACGAAACGGAAAAAAAAUAGAACCUGAGAAUUUUAGCCAUUCCUUAGGGUAGGAGAAACAGAUGGAUCUUAUAGACCUAUGACAAAUAUAUAUAUAUAUAAAUAUAUAUAUAAAUCUAUAUGAGAAAUUUAGUGGAGAUGAUGGGUAAGGUUUUGUUCCUUCGGUUCCGACUUUUUUAUUUUGGCUCCUGUAAAAAAAAAAAGGGAAAAAAAAAGGAAAAAACCACAACAAAAUUAAAAAAAAAAAAGGAGAAUAGGAUUAACUUUUUUAAGAAAAAAAAAGACAAAAAGAGAGCUUUUCCUGUAAAUACGGAAUUUUUCGAGGGGGGAAUUCUCCCCCUUCUUUUCCUUGUUUUUUUUUUUUAUUAUCGUUAUUUUUGGGUUUUCCCCAUUUUCCUGGAGCCUGGAGUGCCGACUCCACGCCAAGCGGGUGGAACCACCGGCCCCGCCGUUGCUUCUCAUCCAUAACAAAUUUCCUGGGAUUUUAGGGGGCAGAGGGUGGGGGUGGGAAAUUUAAAAAUACAAACAAAAAAACAAACAAAAAAAAGCCAGAUUUGGGCCCCGUUUUUUCCCGGGAUUUUCCGAGGUGCAAGGUUAGGAUGCUACAAUGUUACCACUGUGCCUUCCAAUGUUUCUCCAUCGGCAAAACAUCCCAUCCUCCGAGUGGCUGAUUCCGCGUUCCCUCUUUGUGUAGCGAUUCCAGGGGCUGGGAGGGGGAGGGGAGGGAGGGGGGAAUUCCAAGGAGUGGGAUGGAUCGACUCCAUGUGCGGACUUUCCCCCCCCCGUCGUUUUCCUCGUUUCCGAGUGGAUUUUUUCCCCCCGAGCGCCUCAUUUUUGUUGUUGUUUUUUUUUUUCCGUGGGAAAUGCCAAUUUUUUGGGUCCUAACGAGCCUUAUGAGUCCUAAAGCAUUAAGUUGCACUUUGUCCAGGAGGGGGUUGAUUCCCGGAAUUCUCUGGCCAGUACAAAGGAAGUUUUUCCCGACCACGCCGCCGGUGGCACCGCAGCUCCGAAGUCUCGGCACAACCUGACUUCCAGAGUGACUCCCAAUCCUGAGUGACUUUGGUGUACAGAACCACGCCAGUGCUCAUUAAAUAUUUAUCAGCAUCCCUUUCCGUCUCCAAUCCCAUUUUUUUCCCAGCCCGGCGUGGCUUUCCAAUCCAACCCUCCCCCUCCCCCUUUGUCCGAGUCAAAUUCCCGCUGAAUAAACGCCAUAAAUCCAUCCCCGAAA
This is a messenger RNA of Pseudopipra pipra, 4474 nucleotides long. RefSeq names its product transcription factor 4-like. The transcript is spliced from 20 exons. Gene Ontology annotation, molecular function: RNA polymerase II cis-regulatory region sequence-specific DNA binding; DNA-binding transcription factor activity, RNA polymerase II-specific; protein dimerization activity. Gene Ontology annotation, cellular component: chromatin; transcription regulator complex. The record is from RefSeq and is a predicted model, not a curated record. Gene Ontology annotation, biological process: regulation of transcription by RNA polymerase II. NCBI's taxonomy places the organism in Eukaryota, Metazoa, Chordata, Aves, Passeriformes, Pipridae. Bases 428 to 2437 code for a protein of 669 amino acids.